AUGCGUGCUGCCACUGGCAGCCUUAAAUACCCCUCUGCUGCUACCAACCAAGACCCUAGGGGAUUCUGCCCCUCCCAUUACAUCCAUACAUGCACUCCCCCCUACACCAGUCAGCUCAUGGCUUUUUGGCUGAAUUCCCUGGAGAGGAGACAUAUCAGGGUUGGCCUUGUAGAAUCCAAAUUAGGACACCUGGUGGGAACUCUAGAGGUGACACCUAAGGAGUACAGAGCUGACAAGGAGUCGGUGGCUGUCCCAGAUAAAUUGUAUGUCAAAGUGUCCGCAGUCACCACAACCAUUGACACUAAAGCCACAUGCUCUACCUCUGCAGGUGCAGUCAGUACUCGUCAGUCUCUUAGUGUGAAUUCUCAAUGCACUAAGAGACCUGUCGAAACUGAGCUUGAGACACCAAGCAAAAGAUUCAAGCCUGACCUGAAUCUGCCCCACUGUGGAGCUCUCGGAUGUUCCUCCCAACCCCACCAGGCCUGUCACAGCCAUGAAACAUGGCAUCAAGUUUCAGCUCCUCACACAGCUGACGGAGGCACUGACUGGUUGACAAGGAUCACAUGGUUAUCUUCUUAUGAAGAUCAAGAGAACAAAUGGUCCUCUGACACAAAAUUUCUUUUUUACCUUUUUGUUUUUUAUUUUGCCUGUCUGAGGGCAGAUAGAUACACCAUGAACUUUAAUAUUUUCGUCCAUGUAUCCCCUUCUCCAGCUGGCUUUUUUUUUCAAUUUUCCCUUUCCCCUUUCUCUAUCCUUCCCUACCCUUCCCUCAGAUUUAUAGAUCUCCAGAUGAAUUGAUGAAUAAAAAGAUUGGACAUGAGCG
Molecule: messenger RNA, 823 nt
Organism: Larimichthys crocea (large yellow croaker)
Lineage: Eukaryota; Metazoa; Chordata; Actinopteri; Sciaenidae
Exons: 7
Coding region: 1-798 (265 amino acids)
Source: RefSeq, a predicted model, not a curated record